Molecule: messenger RNA, 881 nt
Organism: Emiliania huxleyi CCMP1516
Lineage: Eukaryota; Haptophyta; Isochrysidales; Noelaerhabdaceae
Exons: 1
Coding region: 415-660 (81 amino acids)
Source: RefSeq, a predicted model, not a curated record
GGCAGAAAAGACAUGGCCGGCGGCCUCACAUCGAACCAGAAAGCGCUCUUUGGCCUGGCCGCGCUCCUCUGCGGGCCUGCGCUGCUCAAGAGGUUUUACGAGAAGCCGAGCUCAGUCGACCUCUCAUCGUUUGCCGUCGUCGCGCGGCCGGCAAUCGAGCGGCACGACUCGACGGUUCGGAUCGAGUUCUGCCGCUCCUGACAGACGGCGGGCGCCUUCCGGCAGUGCGCUCUCGCGCUCCAGUCGGCGUUCCCCGGCGUGCCCAUUGAGGGCGGCGAUUACACACCUCCUGUGGGCGUGCAGUACGCCAUCCGUACCGUGCGGGCGGCGCAGGCGCUGGUGGCUCUCAGCUACUUCUUCGGAGAGCAGGCGGCGGCUGCGGUUCGGCGGCCGACGCCGCGCGCGGUCCUUCAGAUGCACGAUAAUCCGAUGCUCGCGAUCGGCGGCGCGUUCGCUCUGGACGUGGUCGCGCAGACGCUGCAGUCGAUCAAUGCGUUUGAGGUAACCUACAACGGCCAGAAGCUGCACUCCAAGCUUGCCACCGGUCGGAUGCCCCAGCCGGUGGAGCUGGUUCGGCAGCUCGAGACGAUGCGCGCAAAGGAGAAGACGCGCACGCAGGGAGCGGCGGAGGCGUCGGCGCCCAAAGUGCGCAUCGAGUAGGACCCGGUGGAGGGAAGCUGGGAGAGCGGGGCACCCCUCUGGCCGGCUCGCGCGGCCCGUGGGCAUGACGCUGCCCGCCACAAGCCCACGCUCGGGUCAGCGGGCAGCUGAGAGCCGGCGCGGGUCGCAACCACGCGACUCGUGGACGGGCCGCGCAGUCGUGAAUCGUGCCUCGAGCGAGAGAAUAUUUCUUCUUGUAUAUCGAAAAAGCCGUGUGUGGU